Molecule: messenger RNA, 1734 nt
Organism: Ciona intestinalis (vase tunicate)
Lineage: Eukaryota; Metazoa; Chordata; Ascidiacea; Phlebobranchia; Cionidae
Product: 40S small subunit processome assembly factor 1-like
Source: RefSeq, a predicted model, not a curated record
GCUCCAUGUGUUUUUUUGACAUUUAUCUUUUUUUAUUAUUAUUAUUUGUUUAUUAUUCCCAUCAUGAGGUGCCAAUACUACUGUAGUAAUCAGGCUUAAUUCCCUGUUAUUUUCUUCAAACCGGGCACAAUUAAUCCAUUGCUCUACCUAAAUAUGCAAAACCUUACUGAGUUACUUCAAUGCAAGUUUAGCACUGUUGUCAUUUAAAAAUGUGCUGCCAGUUACUAUUACAACUUAAGUAUAUAUAUAGAACUGAUAAUUGUUACGCCUAUGUUCGUACUGACCAAUUCUCUUUUAAAGCUUUUUUUUAUGAUAAAAUCACUAAAAUGCUAUGUAUAUACUGUGUUACAUUGAUUUAAUACAAUUUAUUUUAUCAUCUUUAUUUUUGGUAAGGUGGGGUAAGAUGAGACAUGCUCCCAUUUUUGCUCAUCCCAUUCGGAAGUAAACAAAGAAUAUUUAUAUACACAAUUAUAUAAUAACUGUGUCCUCAGGACUCUAGAAGACUGGUGUUAAUUGUGUAAAACAUGAUUAGAAAAUACGGGAAUUGGGUGCUAAAGAUAUACCGUCUUACCCCACAGUACUCUACUUAUACAUCUGUAUUACAUUGUGGAAUUAAUAAAUUUCCUAAAAUUAACUAAUAACUUUAUAAAUUUAAGGUUUUUUUUCAUUAUGUUAAGUGUUGAAGAUUUGAAUAGUUACUAUUUGGAAGAAAUUCGAAAAAAUGAAAAUACUGAUCAAGUAAAAAAUGAAAAUAAAGCUAAAACGAAAACAUCCAAUAAAGUGAAUAAACCUGAAAAAUAUAAUGAUGAAUAUGCAGACAAAAAUGACAUAAAACAGAUUGAAAAAGAACAAACAAAGAAAAGGGACGUUGAAGUUGUUGUGUUUAAAAAGAGGAAAACAACACAGCCAAAGACAAUACAAAAAGCAGGACAAGUUCUAAGCGCGGCACCAGAGACAGAUGGGCGGUUAAAAUCCAGAAAAUUGCUCAAAAAACUGCAGUUUGAUGUUUCUUCUUUUGGAUUAAAAGGAUUCUCUAAAGAAGACAAGCGGAAACUGGAACAGAAGAGGGCAGUAGAGCUCGGUGCCAAACCAAAGAAACGCGAAUAUGUUAAUUAUAAAGUUUUAAUGGAAGAAAAGAAAAAACAGAAAAUAGAAAAAGAAACAAAACUCACUGAAAGUGGUGAAACUGUAAAACGCGGCAAGAAAAAAGAAAAGAAAUCGAAUAACGCAAUAUUUUGGCAAGAAUCCAACAAAGUACAGACUUUCGGACAAGUUGGGAAAUAUACUGGUGGUGUUUUGAAACUUUCAAAAAGAGAUAUUAAAUCAAUGAAGACAAAAUAACAAGUGUAGGCUUUAGUUUUCAUAUGAUUGAGAUUCAUGUGAUGGGAAUUAUGUGAAUUUAUAAUGUUGACGUGACAGAAUUAAAGAAGUUAAUGUGAAAUAUUUUGUAAGAACGAGAGUACUUGAUCAGUCACUCAAAGAUAAACAUGUUACAUUAAAAAAAACAAACAUGCAUUUGAUUUUUUUCGAGCGGAUUUGUAAUUUUUUAUUGCUGCGAAUAUGUUUGGUCACUGAUUUCUUAUCAAAAAAAUAUACCCACCAAUACAAUGCUACACUUCAAAUAAUAAAAUAAAUAUAUAGAAUGCAUUUUAUCCUACAAUCAUGCAUUCAAACACUUUUUGCUGUCAACAUCGCUGUGUUUAAAUUAAAAUAUAUAAAAAGAGUAUUCCGCUA